AAAAGCUCCUCUCCUCACUCAUUUGUAAUAUAGCUCCUCUCCUCACUCAUUCAAAUAGCUCCUCUCGUCACUCAUUUGUAAAAUAUUUUAUACUUUGAAAGCCUUUAAAUAGCCAUUUGUAAUAGCUCCUCUCCUCACUCAUUCAAAUAGCUCCCCACCUCACUCAUUUGUAAUAGCUCCUGUCCUCACUCAUUCAAAUAGCUCCUCUCCUCACUCAUUUGUAAUAGCUUUCAUCUUCUAAAUUUCUCCAAAAUGGGAAUUCUCUCCAACAAGAUUUCCAGAGAUGAAGUGAGGCCUGGAGAUCACAUCUAUUCAUGGCGUACUACCUACACCUACGCCCACCACGGGAUAUAUGUUGACGAUGGACAAGUCAUAGAGUUCACUCAUACUCCUACAGCUUGGACCUCUCUCUCCAAGAGCAGUUCAUCAACAAAGCUUCCGUGUCGAAUUUGCAGGGGCCGUUCGAAGUCAGGCGGUGUGACUUCCUCUUGCCUUGAUUGCUUUCUGGGCGGAGGAAAUCUAUACCGCUAUGAAUACAAUGUCUCUGGGGCUGCCUUGCUUUUCAAAGUUAGAGGCGGUACUUGCACAUUAGCAGCUUCGGAUCCUCCUGAGGAUGUUCUUUAUCGUGCAAACUUCCUCUUAAGGGAAAACGGGUUUGGUGUUUAUCACGUCUUGGAGAACAACUGUGAAACUUUUGCUAUCUAUUGUAAAACGGGCUUGGUGUCGUGCAAAAAAAAUUGGUUGGGGAGUAGUGGUCAAGCCACUGCGUUUGCUGCAGCUGUUGCCGUUAUUGCCUUACCUGGGCCCGGCUUUUGUGCGUACAAUGUUGCUCGUCUGAUUAAUGACGUAGGCAUGCCAUGGCGCAGAAAGAGCGGCAAUGACGUUAUCAAGGUUCCUGUUGAAGAGCUCGUUGCUACGAGGAAGCCUGCUUGAGCAUUGCUGCCGGUUGCGACUCGCCGUUGAAGAUUUUAUAUUUAUUUUUGUUUUUGUUGAUUCGUGCUUUGUUGAAUUUCCAAAAUUGCUAUAGUUGUUUUUUGUUGAUUCGUGCUUUUAUUAAAUUCUAAAAUUGCUAUAUUUUUUUUGUUGUUGUUGAUUCGUGUUUUUGUUGAAAUAAAAAAAUGCUAUAUAAACUUUUUGUUUUUAAGGCUCGAUCAUAAGAA
This is a messenger RNA of Thlaspi arvense, 1160 nucleotides long. NCBI's taxonomy places the organism in Eukaryota, Viridiplantae, Streptophyta, Magnoliopsida, Brassicales, Brassicaceae. The record is from the annotation of a GenBank genome assembly.